Penicillium arizonense is the source of this 4569-nucleotide messenger RNA. RefSeq lists its product as uncharacterized. The record is from RefSeq and is a predicted model, not a curated record. NCBI's taxonomy places the organism in Eukaryota, Fungi, Ascomycota, Eurotiomycetes, Eurotiales, Aspergillaceae. Gene Ontology annotation, biological process: transmembrane transport. The coding region runs from base 1 to 4569 and encodes 1522 amino acids. The transcript is spliced from 7 exons. Gene Ontology annotation, molecular function: ATP binding; ATP hydrolysis activity; ABC-type transporter activity. Gene Ontology annotation, cellular component: membrane.
AUGGACAACAUCAGUACCCACGGAGUCCUCCGUACUUCCAUCGCGGUGAAUAUCUACCUACAGCUGCAAGAAUUUGCAAGCGGUGCUACGGCCUGUCUGGUGCUGGUUGCAUUGGCCACAAUCCCGUCAGUCCUGGCGCUCAAAGGGUGUCUAUCCCGCGGAGCUAGACCAAAUCGACAGUUUCCUCUUUACGAAGAUGAAGACGGCACAGCGACGGAAGAGUCUCAAGCGAGUUUCUCGGACUCUGUGCCACGAUAUGGCAUCCUGCUCUGGUCAUUGGUAGGAUCUGUAGCCGCCCUGGCAGCAGCCCUAUGCGUAACUGUCGACCCGGGAUUUAUCGGAUCUAUCAUUCCAUGCUUUUGGUUUCUUUUUGCUACUGCGCUUCUUGGAAAUUUCCAAGCACUCAUCAUCUUCAAUGAUAAGAAUUCUGGUCGCAAAGCCACGUUGGGGCUUUACACGUCGCUCACUGCAGUGAUUAUCGUGGUCGAGAUUUUUCUGCUGAUUGGAUCUCGAGAACUCUCCAGGGCGGGGGUGCCAGCCUAUACAGCUCUGCGUUCGGUGCAAAUCGUCGCAGCUCUCUUCCAGGCAAUCAGUGGCAUGUGCCUUCCCCGCCGGCCAGAUGUAUAUGUUGAGGGACAGCGCGUGGAUAGAGAGCAUACGGGUUCCAUUCUUGGACAGUAUUCAUUUGCAUGGGCUGGAGAGGUCAUGGACUUAGUGAAACAAGCACGCCACAUAGGAAUCAAAGAUUUGCCUGUGUUAGAAGCAAAGAUGCGGACAGGGUUUGUGCACGACGACUUACAGCAUGAACGAGAACCGGCUCGGCUAUGGCGCACCCUGUUCAAAACACACUAUAAAAAGUGUCUUGUCCAAUGGCUCCUGGUUCUCAUCAUGUGCUUCUCCCAGCUCCUGCCCCAAUUCUGUCUCCUUCGGAUACUACAGAGACUGGAGGCAAGGCAAGACACUUAUCCUAGCCAUGUACCCCUAGGGGCCUGGGUAAUUGGGCUAGGAGUAUCAGUUAUAGGUAACUCUUGGAUCGAGAACACAAUGAAUUGGCUUUCCCUUGGAAAAAUUGGCCUGGGUGUAUAUGAACAACUCUCCGCUCUGGUCGUUUGGAAAGGCAUGCGGCUCAAGGACAUCAAAGGCGAUGAACAGCCCGAGCAAGACAAUCAAGGGAAAGGGUCGAAGCAUACACCCAUCAAUCUUCUCGCAGUUGACUCCCAGCGAGUCGCCGACUUCGCUGCCACGAACCACUUAGCCGUUUCAUCUAUCCUGAAGCUCGCUCUUUCCUUCGCAUUCCUUUCGAGACUUGUGGGGGCUGACUGCUUGGCAGUCGGGUUAACUGGGUUCUUCUUGACCGCGCCUUUCAACAUGCUAUGCACGAGGAAGUACUCAAUAAGCCAAAGUCAGCUGAUGAAGAUUCGAGACCAGAAACUUGCCAUUGUAACAGAGGCGUUGCUAGGCAUUCGACAGAUCAAGUUUUCCGCGCUUGAGCCAGAGUGGUACCAAAAGAUCAAAGAAACUCGAGACCAAGAACUCCGCGCUCUGAGGAAGACCUUCAGAUUCAUGACAGGGCUCGUCUUCGUCUGGGUAUUCGGUCCUGUCAUGCUUUCUGCCGCCACCUUGGGCGCGUACGUGCUUCUCCAUGGGAACUUAACGGCAUCGGUGGCGUUUGUCACGAUAUCUGUGUUUAGCAACGUCGAAUCCACUCUGGGUCUCUUGCCUGAGCUGACGAGCAAAAUUGUGAACGCAAAGAUUAGCGCAAAGCGAAUCGAAGACUACCUCAACUCUAACGAACUGGACAAUCAUGUAAUGCAUGGCGAUACAAUCGCCUUCAAGGAAGCAACCGUGAAAUGGCCUGCAUUGGGACCUAUUGCUAAUGCUUUCACACUUCGAAACAUUAACCUUCAGUUUCCUAACGGGCAAUUGAGUAUCAUCUCCGGCAAGGUCGGUGCGGGUAAAAGUCUUCUGCUCGCUUCGAUUUUAGGCGAAGCUGAUAUUAUCACCGGUACCGUUACAGCACCGCACCCUCCAAACCACCAAAAACGGUUCGACGAAUUUGCCACCCCGAUGUCCUGGAUUAUUCCCUCUGCUCGAGCUUACGUGUCCCAAAUACCUUGGAUUCAAAACGCAACAAUCCGGGAAAACAUACUUUUUGGCCUCCCGUAUCUGGCAGAACGAUACACUCAAGUGAUGCAUGCCUGUGCCCUAGUAAAGGAUAUGGACUUGUUCGAGUCUGGUGAUCAGACAGACAUUGGGGCUAAUGGGGUGAAUCUGAGCGGAGGCCAGAAAUGGCGGCUGGCAUUCGCAAGGGCUUUGUAUUCACGGGCUGGUAUCUUGAUCCUGGAUGACAUAUUCAGUGCCCUUGAUGCGCACGUCGGAAAAUUCAUAUAUGACCAUGCUUUGACGGGUGAGCUUGGAAGAGGAAGAACGCGAAUCCUGGUAACCCAUCACAUUUCACUUUGUCUGCCUCAAGCAGAAUAUUGUGUUUUCCUCGCCGAUGGGACGGUCGAGCUCGCGGGUUCCAAAAAUGACCUUUGCAAGAAAGGAAUUCUCUCAGACUAUGCGAGGAAUAAAACGGCUGAUGAUAGCAUUGCCAUUCAACCACGGGAGAGCCCCCUGCAGCAACAGUUGGCGUCUUUCAAUGAUACUGGCAAAGUCAAUGCCGGUCCACCUCUCCCUUCUGCACGUUUCAUGGCGGACGAAAAGCGUCAAACUGGCAAAGUGAAGUGGCAAGUAUAUGGCAAGUACAUCAAAGCUUCCGGUAUUCUGUCCUUGGGGCUCGUGCUUUUAUUCUUUACUGCCUUUGUUGGGUCGAAUUUUGGGCGCACUUGGUGGCUCAGCCUAUGGACGCGUCGCUACGAAAGGCAAACCCUCCUGCCCUCUUUACUGUCAACUGAGACGAACCAGCAGACAAGGCUGAGCACUUUACGCUCCGCGAUGGCCGACGAAUUAUGGUACUACCUCGGAAUUUACAUUGCGCUGUCCGGAAUUACAUGUGUGUUGGGCACAGUCCGAUAUUACUUCCUCUACCGUGGAUCCGUGCAAGCAUCGCGAGUCCUAUUUGAACGGUUAUCCUACGUCAUGCUCCGCAUGCCAUUGCGGUGGUUGGACACAGUUCCAAUUGGUAGUAUUCUGAACAGGCUCACAGCCGAUUUCAAUGUGUUGGACUCUCGUCUCGCGGAUUCCUACGGGUAUGUCAUAUACAAUGUAUUUGUGAUGAUUGGCACGAUCCUUGCCGGGUUAGCUGUCUCGCCUUAUAUCGCGUUCCUCGUGGUUGUUUUGCUCGCUACGUCGUUGCGAUUCGGCAACCGGUAUCUGAUCGGAGCCCGUGAGGUGAAGCGACUGGAGAGUAUCUCGAAAAGCCCCAUAUUGGAGCAGUUCGGGUCUGCCUUGACGGGCAUCGGUACGGUACGGGCUUUUCAAAUGUCCAACGCCUACGUCAAAAAGCUACAUGGGCAUAUAAACGAUUGGGCACGAGCGUAUUGGUAUACGAUGCUAUUUUCUCGGUGGUUGAAUCUGCGCCUGAAUAUAUCCGGGACGGUGUUUACCACUGUGACGGCUGCGAUGGUCGUAUCGAUACCGAGUAUCGAUGCUCCCUUAGCGGGUUUCUGUCUCAGCUUUGUGCUCCAGUUCAGCCAGACAAUUAUCUGGGUUGUCCGUGACUUUGCAAGCUUAGAAAUCGCCAUGAAUGCGCUGGAACGAAUCUCGGAAUAUUGCGACUUAACCCCAGAGACUGAAUCUGGAAUGGAUCCUCCAGCUGCAUGGCCGACCAACGGACACCUAAAGGUGUCCAAUCUGGUGGUUACAUAUGCACCAGAGCUGGGGCCCGUUCUCAAGGGGUUGAGCUUUGAAGUACAAAGGAAUGAGCGGGUCGGCGUUGUCGGGCGCACCGGUGCAGGCAAGAGUACCUUAACCCUGGCGCUCUUCCGAUUCUUGGAGGCGAGCGAGGGUUCAAUCGACAUUGACGGGAUCGACGUCUCCAAGAUUAAGCUUCGCGAACUCAGAAAGCGCGUUGCUAUCAUCCCACAAGAUCCCAUUCUCUUUUCUGGGACCGUACGCUCCAACCUCGAUCCUUUUGACGAAUAUUCGGACGAGACCCUGUCCGAUGCAUUAAAUCGGGUCCACCUUGGUCGAACUGGGAUCCAGGACGACAACAACAGCACAGACGGUGAUGGCUCGCACCACGCCCUCGAUUUGUGUUCCAAGGUCAGCCAAGGGGGGCUCAAUAUGUCCCAGGGCCAAAGGCAACUUCUCUGCUUAGCACGCGCCAUUGUGUCACGACCUAAAAUCAUUGCCCUCGAUGAGGCAACGUCGGCUGUAGACAAGAAGACCGACCGUUUCAUACAGGGGAGCAUUCGCGAAGAGUUCAAGGAUAGUACGCUGUUGGUUAUUGCACACCGACUGAGUACCGUGGCCGACUUUGACAAGAUCCUCGUCAUGGGUGACGGGAGAGUGGUCGAGUACGACUCACCGAGAGUACUGAUCAACAAGGAGGGAGGCAUGCUGCGGGAUAUGAUUGAGCACAGUGAUGAGAAAGAACUUAUCCUGAAAACCAUUGGAGCACGGUGA